Messenger RNA from Lepisosteus oculatus (spotted gar), 4684 nucleotides. Lineage: Eukaryota; Metazoa; Chordata; Actinopteri; Semionotiformes; Lepisosteidae. The record is from RefSeq and is a predicted model, not a curated record.
CUCUUGUGUUGUGAGCCAGCUAUUCAGCUGCUCUUUUAAAUACCGAAAUCUGUUUCAUGCUGAAAAUCUGGAGUUGAUCUUCUUAUUACCAUUCCAGUUUUCCCAGCAGAAGGAAAAUCACUGCUGAUGGCAAGCACAGACCUCAGAGCAUGAGAAGAAACCAGGCGUUGUGGCGAAUACUGCCCUGGGUACAUAGGCUUUGGGUUCCUCAUAACAAUGGAGCCCAAAAUACUUUUGUUUUGUAACUUUCUGAUCCUCUGUAGUCCGGUUUAUGGGCAGUGGUGGUGGCCCCACUUCUGGAGCAGUCAGGAGGCAACAUCAGCCCCUUUGAAUGUUUAUGGAAUAGUGACUGAUAAUGAUGAAAGCAAAGUUUCCAAUUAUGUGACAGGGGCAGGAAGCAAUGAGGCUGACAGUGAGAUUGCACAGACAAUACCUAUAGGCUUUUCUACUGCCCCCUCACUCAGCUUCCAAAACCCAGCUUCUUCAGAGACUGUAGAUGUACCUGGUAAUUCCAGGAAAAAGAAAAGACCUCUAAAAUUAUGGAAGAUAGAAAGGGGAUCAAAAGGUCACAUUGAUCUGACCGCCUUAAUUGGAGUCCCUCUUCCUCCUUCUGUCUCUUUCAUUACUGGAUAUGAAGGGUUUCCAGCUUACAGUUUUGGCCCAAAUGCUAACAUAGGCCGGCUUACCAAAACAUUUAUUCCAGACCCCUUUUAUAAGGACUUUGCCAUCAUCGUCACCAUAAAGCCAACCACUAACCGUGGAGGAGUUCUCUUUGCUAUCACGGAUGCCUUCCAAAAGAUUGUGCACUUAGGCCUGUCUCUGACGCCAGUGGAGGACAAAACGCAGAGGAUUAUAAUGUACUACACUGAGCCCGGUGCGUCCCGGUCCCGUCAGGUGGCCUCUUUCAAGGUCCCUGGAAUGACCAACAAGUGGAGCCGCUUUACACUGACCAUGCAGGAUAAUGAGGUCACUCUGUACAUGGACUGCGAGGAUUAUCACCGUGUCACCUUCCAGAGAACCACUGACCAGCUGCAGUUUGAGUCAAGUUCAGGCAUCUUCGUGGGCAACGCAGGUGGAACCGGAUUAGAGAAGUUUGUUGGCUCAAUCCAGCAGCUGCUUAUUAAACCUGACCCCAGAGCUGCAGAAGAGCAGUGUGAAGAGGAUGACCCUUAUGCCUCUGGAAGCGGCGAUGAUGCUCUUUUGGAUGGAGACACUGUGGAUGAAGUGAAAAAGCAGGUUAACGAGAGAGAAUACAGUCCGCUUCCGCCUGAAGGCUCUCUGGGUAGGCCUGUGCCGGCCCCUCCUACAGAAUCCAGUGAAGACACUGAUAAUUACUCCGGGAACCUGGUAGAAGAGGCUGUGGAGGAGGCCCACACACCAAAUGUUGUGCUAGCAGAAGAGAGGGAAUCUAGCUCGAUUACUGAUCAAUCCAGGGGAGACAGCGAGCUUGGAGUGGAAUCAUACCCCGCUGAAAGACUGGAGAGUGGUUCUUCAAGCUAUAGUCAAAAAGGGGAGCGGGGUGACCCUGGCCCACGUGGGCCCCCUGGUCCUCCUGGGCCCCCAGGGGAGACUAGAACUGCUGAAGGCCAGCCAGGACCCCGGGGGCCACCAGGACUACGAGGGACAGCGGGUCCCCCUGGAAAGGAUGGCCAGCCAGGAAUUCCUGGAAAAGAUGGGACACCAGGUGAAAAGGGACCACAAGGAUUUCCAGGGCUGCCUGGAGAGUCUGGUGCAAAGGGAGAGAAGGGUGAUCCUGGAGUAGGGCUGCCUGGCCCGCCUGGACCGCCUGGCCCUCCCAGUCCUGCACGAUUUCUGAGUGGAGCUGAUGGCUAUGGUUCAGGCUUUGGGGACUUUGACAGUGAUGCAGAAGUUAUCCGAGGUCCCCCAGGACCUCCUGGUCCCCCUGGAAAGCCUGGUCCCCCUGGUCCAAGUGUAUCUUUGGAUGCCUCAGCGGCACUGUUGCCAGGUCCUCCGGGUCUCCCUGGUACCCCAGGCCAAGACGGAAAGGAUGGCCAGAUUGGUAAACCUGGACUGCCCGGUCCACCAGGUCGUGAUGGAGGUGUGGGACCACAAGGAGAAAAAGGUGAAAAGGGCAAUCCAGGCCUGGCUGGGCCACGUGGACCAAAGGGAGAUGCAGCAGAACCUGGGAUGACUGGUCCAACUGGCCUUCCAGGGUCUAACGGAGAGAGAGGCCUUCCAGGUCCCCAGGGCCCCCCUGGGCCUCCUGGGCCCCCAGGGAGGGGCUACAGUUUUGAGGAUAUGGAAGGAUCUGGGAGACUAGGCCCCAUCGGCGAGCCAGGGAUGAGGGGACCUCCAGGCUCUCCUGGACUUCCUGGCUCUCCUGGACCGAAGGGUGCAGCUGGGCUGGAUGGACAACCUGGUGAAAAGGGUGACCCAGGAACCCCAGGAUUAGAUGGCAAACCAGGAUUAGCAGGCCUGCCAGGACCAAGGGGUGAAAAGGGAGAAAAAGGUAGCCAAGGACCAAAGGGAGAGCCAGGGCAGGAUGGAAAGAGUAUAACAGGCCCUCCAGGACCCCCAGGUCCACCAGGGGAUAUUAUAUCCCUCCAGGAACCAUUCAAAAAGCGUGGUAAAAACCCGUACCGCGCGAAAUUAUCUGCGGAAUACCACGGUAUUAAGGCUGUGCCUGACUUGCAUUCUAGAAGCUGGAGUUCGAAUCCUGCUCAUGGUGGUCCUGAAGGCAUGCCUGGCCGAGCAGGAUUUCCUGGACCCAGGGGACCCAAAGGUGACAUAGGCUUUCCGGGCAUUCAGGGUCCUCCAGGAUUAAAGGGUGAGAAAGGUGAGCCAGGGGUGACCAUUGCAGCCGAUGGAUCCCUGAUGUCAGGACUGAGAGGACCACAGGGGCCUAAAGGAGUGAAGGGGGAUCGUGGUUUUCCUGGGCCCAUCGGAGUAAUGGGCCCAGAAGGACGACCUGGUCUAAAAGGGGAAUUUGGGUUUCCUGGCCGGCCCGGCCGUCCAGGAAUGGUGGGGAAGAAGGGGGAGAAGGGAGAGGCGGUGGUGCUGCCGGGCCCCCCUGGACCUCCUGGCCCCCCAGGACCUCCUGGAGCAGUUUUGGGCCUUAAAGGAACAGUUUUUCCGGUGCCUCCCAGACCUCACUGCAAAACACCAAUGAAUGCAAAUCAGGAGGACACUUCAGCUCAAGGAGGAAACAGCAGACGGAGAGGUUCUUCGGGAUUUCAGGGACCUAAAGGGGAUAAGGGAGAAGUUGGCUUCCCUGGGAAACCAGGAAUUGCAGGUCCAUGGUUUCCCAAAGGAUUUGUGGGUGACAAAGGGGACAUUGGGUACAAAGGAGAAAAAGGCGAAAAGGGAGAAGCUGGUAUUCCUGGACCCCCUGGCCUUCCUGGGAGGUCUGGUCUGGUGGGACCCAAGGGAGAGUCUAUUAUUGGGCCCCAGGGGCUUCCUGGAAUGCCAGGCCAGCCGGGACCCCCUGGGUUUGGGAGACCAGGACCUCAGGGUCCCGCGGGGCCUCCAGGGCCUCCUGGGCCUCCUGCUCUAUAUGGCUCUGCUGUUUCUAUCCCUGGCCCACCUGGACCCCCUGGGCUGCCUGGCCCCCCUGGAAUUGGAAACCCAGUGACCACCUAUAGAAGUCUUGAAACACUGUUGAAGGAGACAUACCGUACAGCAGAGGGCACAAUGGCAUACAUUGCUGACAAGAGUGAGGUGUACAUCCGCGUAAGAGAAGGAUGGAGAAAAAUCCAGCUUGGAGAACUGAUUCCAAUCCCAGCUGACAGCCCUUCCUCUCAUGUUUCCUCAGGGUUGGAGCUACAGAGUUUUCUACCAGGUUACAGUUUACUUCCUCACACAAUUCACACAACCCCAGGGCUGCACCUGGUGGCUCUGAAUGCUCCAUUUUCGGGGGACAUGCAUGGGAUCCGAGGAGCUGACUUCCAGUGUUUCCAGCAGGCUCGGGCCAUGGGCCUGAUGGCCACUUACAGAGCCUUCCUCUCCUCCCACCUUCAGGAUCUAGCCACUGUUGUGAAGAAGGCGGACCGCUUCACAAUGCCCAUUGUCAACCUGAGGGGAGACGUACUUUUCAACAACUGGAUGUCUAUAUUUUCUGGUAAUGGGGGCCAGUUUGAUCCACAAAUACCAAUCUACUCUUUUGAUGGGAGGAAUGUAAUGACAGACCCAUCUUGGCCUCAGAAAAUGGUAUGGCAUGGCUCCAGUCCAAUUGGGAUCCGCUUGACAUCCAAUUACUGUGAAGCAUGGCGAGCAGGAGACAUGGCAGUCACAGGCCAGGCAUCCCUGCUGCAUAGUGGCAGACUCCUGGACCAACACACACGCAGCUGUUCUAACAACUUUAUCGUGCUAUGCAUCGAGAACAGUUACGUGCAGAAUCAGAGGCGAAAAUGAGUGCCACGAUGAGCCUGUGAGAAAACAAGGCACAAGGUUUUAUCGGAAGAAAAGUUGACACUGUAUUUUUUUCAUACGUGUAACUUUUGAAAGAUGUAAAUAUAUAUAAGUUGCUUUCUGAUGACAUUGUUCAGCCAACACAUGUUCUGAAACAAUGCCAAAGAACAGAUACCUCAGUAAGCAAUACUUCAGUUGUGUGUAAAAGGAAGAGAAACAGGUCUUAAUUGCAAGUACUGAAACAAGCUAUAGCUCUAAGAAAACUGCAUUAUUUUUUUGUUUGUUUGUCCCUACUGACCUUAUCAAGACAGGCAAA